AUGGAGGUCGACUUGCCCCCGAUAGACCCGGCCCUUGAGCCCGCCUCCGCAGCUCCUCCUGCCACAGGCUCACAAGUCCCCUCGUCCUCCGCAGCCAUCCCGCCGUCCUCAGAGUACGACCCGGACCCCAUCAUCGCCUCCUACGAUGUCUACACCAACCCGUCCCUGCCCGCAGACCGGCAGCUGCUCAUCAUGCAGCACCCCAACCAGCGCCAGCCCUCGGUCGAGGGCUACACCAACCUCUCCGAGGUCCGCAUCAAGCCCCGCAACCAGAUGAUCGAGGUCGACGUGCCCCUCUCCUACCACCUCAGCGACUACGACCGCGACAAGGGCUUGCGCUGGGGCACCGCUCUCUCGCGCAGCAUGGCUGCCAAGAACGGCGGCACCCACGGCCUCGCGGGCGGCUUCGGCGUGGGCGCUCCCGCCAUGCGCGGCGGUGCGGCCGCCGCCAAGCGGAGAAACGCCGACGAGGUCGACCUCGACCUGCUCGACACGCGCGACUGGAGCGAGGCGGUGCGGCAGGAUCGCGUGCUCAGAACACAGACCCUGGGCGGAAGCUUCCCCGUCGAAGGCGAGAGCCACUGCCGGUGGAUGGUGGGCAUUUUCCAGGGCAAGCAGCUGCAUCUCACACCGGCAACCGCCCUCAUCAACCUCCGGCCGCAACUGCACCACAUCGACGCGACCACAGAACAGGAGCGCCUAAGCCGCCCACGCGAGGGCGGCGGUCCCGGAGGCCCCUCCGGCGCCGGACCUUCCACAUCCUCCGGCGGCGGCGGUGCUGGCAAGGACAGCGCGACAACCCCGGCGCCGCCCCCGCCUGCCGCCCGCGCCAUCACAAUGACGAUCAAGUCGGCGUCCGGCAACGAGGUCACGACCGAGACCAUGACGGACCGGCUGCGCUUCGCCCAGCAGGAGCCCUGGAGCAAGCUGAAGUACGAGGACGACUCGAGCAACCGCGCCUGGGACAUGUUCAGCCAGAACCUGGUGUACAAGGGUCCUGGGGCCGUCGACUACGACGGCGGCGCUAGUAGUGGAGACGCUGAGGACAAGACAAAGACAAAGAUCAAGACGUCCGCCGCCGACACUGCAAAGGGCCAAAGUAAGGCUGCUGCUGCCACCGGUGCGGACGGCGAGGCCAUGGAUGUCGAUGGUGAUGACGAUGGCAGCAAGAACGCAGAAGGAAAGAACACCGCUGCGGACCCGACCCCUCCGCCACCACCGCAGCUGCGCGGCAAGUGGGCCACGACAGACUUCCUCAAGGCCGUCAGCGGGAUGCAGGAAGGCGACGGCGCCGAGGCGGACAGGACGCACGAGGACAUUGUCGAGAUCAAGAAGGAGGCCGGUGCUGCUGCUGCUAUUGCUUCGUCGUCGUCUGCGACGGCCAAGCCGAAAGCCUCGGCGGUGGCUAGGAAGGCUUCUGCUACUGCUUCAGGGAAGGGCAAGUCAGUCGCCUUUGAGUAG
Microdochium trichocladiopsis is the source of this 1461-nucleotide messenger RNA. Its product is annotated as Sin-like protein conserved region-domain-containing protein. The record is from RefSeq and is a predicted model, not a curated record. Gene Ontology annotation, biological process: DNA-templated transcription. The transcript is spliced from 2 exons. The coding region runs from base 1 to 1461 and encodes 486 amino acids. NCBI's taxonomy places the organism in Eukaryota, Fungi, Ascomycota, Sordariomycetes, Xylariales, Microdochiaceae. Gene Ontology annotation, cellular component: nucleus; RNA polymerase III complex.